Dama dama (fallow deer) is the source of this 306-nucleotide messenger RNA. Its product is annotated as small integral membrane protein 20-like. The record is from RefSeq and is a predicted model, not a curated record. NCBI's taxonomy places the organism in Eukaryota, Metazoa, Chordata, Mammalia, Artiodactyla, Cervidae. Gene Ontology annotation, cellular component: mitochondrial inner membrane. Bases 1 to 306 code for a protein of 101 amino acids. The transcript has a single exon. Gene Ontology annotation, biological process: mitochondrial respiratory chain complex IV assembly.
AUGACCAACACCGUUAAGAAACCAGACCCCGGCCCAGCCGGCGGGAGCCGGGUUUGGAGAGUCCCGGGCACUCGAAGAAUCCGCAUAGCCCCGGCUGGAGCCAGGUCCGGGAACCUGCGCACUGCUCUCGUUUUCCGCGGCUUCAUCUCCCUGCUCGGCGCCGCCUGCUACCCCAUCUACUUCCAGCCCUUAAUGCGGCUGGAGGAGUACAAGAAGGAAGAAGCCAUAAAUCGAGCUGGUAUUGUUCAAGAAGACUUGCAGCCACCAGGGUUGAAAGCGUGGUCGGAUCCAUUUGGCCGGAAAUGA